Pangasianodon hypophthalmus (striped catfish) is the source of this 2127-nucleotide messenger RNA. RefSeq names its product IKAROS family zinc finger 1 (Ikaros) (gene ikzf1). The transcript is spliced from 8 exons. The record is from RefSeq and is a predicted model, not a curated record. The coding region runs from base 241 to 1989 and encodes 582 amino acids. Gene Ontology annotation, biological process: regulation of transcription by RNA polymerase II. Lineage: Eukaryota; Metazoa; Chordata; Actinopteri; Siluriformes; Pangasiidae. Gene Ontology annotation, molecular function: RNA polymerase II cis-regulatory region sequence-specific DNA binding; DNA-binding transcription factor activity.
AAUCCAGUAACAAGAAGAGACCCUGAGUGCAGUCUCUCUCUUGAGAGAAACUAAAUGAAUAACCCAUGAAGGGUCCACUCUGCUCAUCCCAUCUCAUGCAUGGCUGCCAGCGCUACUCUACUGGCCGUCCUCUUUGACUGGCACGACGCAAAGCGAGGUGCCAAGGGCUUGCGGGAGCCGCUCGGCCUGUGGAAAAUAAAAGCUUGCGGGAGGUUUCGGCUGAUUGCAGACGCGUGAGGCAUGCUGGGCUGGAAGGAGGAAGUGCAGUGGGGAGGAGGGGAGGGACCGCGCAUCCCCAGCGCCGCCGCGCCGCCUCGGACUGCGCCACAUGGAGCGGUGCGCGCCUGGAACAGCUUCAUACUGCACCCGAGCCGAGGACUAACAGAGUACCUGCACAGGAUGGAGACCGAAGAGGCACAGGAAAUGUCCCAAAUAGCAGGGAGGGACAGCCCCACUACUAAUGAAGGGGCAGAAGAACAAGAGGAGGCCAUGCCUGUCCCAGAGGACCUGUCCACCAGCACAGGUCUCCAGCACAACAAUCGCACUGACAAACCAACAGCCUGCAAUAUAAAAGUUGAGGCUCGGAGUGAUGAGGAGAACGGGCUGGCCGCUGAGAUGAAUGGCGAGGAAGAGGAGUGUGUGGCCGAGGACUUGCGCAUGCUCGAUGGCUCAGGGGCCAAAGUGAACGGCUCCCACGCAGGCCCAGACAGCAAGCCAGCGCCCGCCUACCCUAUGGCCGGGGGCAUCCGCCUCCCCAAUGGGAAGCUCAAGUGUGAUAUCUGUGGAAUAGUUUGCAUUGGGCCCAAUGUGCUGAUGGUGCACAAGCGAAGCCACACUGGUGAAAGGCCUUUCCAGUGCAGUCAGUGUGGUGCUUCCUUCACUCAGAAGGGCAACCUCCUACGCCACAUCAAACUUCACUCUGGCGAGAAACCCUUUAAGUGUCACCUAUGUAACUAUGCCUGCCGCAGAAGAGAUGCUCUUACCGGACACCUUCGCACACAUUCUGUUGGAAAGCCCCACAAGUGUGCGUACUGUGGACGCAGCUACAAGCAGCGAAGCUCGCUAGAAGAGCACAAAGAGCGAUGCCACAACUACCUGCAGUGCAUGGGCCUUCAGAACAGCAUCUACUCAGUGAAGGAAGAGAACAGCCAGAGUGAGCAGAGGGAAGACUUAAACCUGGCUGCGUCUGAGAGAGCCUUGGUGCUAGACAGAAUAGCAAACAAUGUAGCUAAGCGUAAGAGCUCUAUGCCACAGAAGUUUAUAGGUGAGAAGCGCUUCUCUGACCUCUCAUUUGAGAGCAGCUCGGGUGAGAUGAUGCAGCCAUCAGCAGUGAUUGACCAGGCCAUCAACAGUGCCAUAAGCUACCUGGGAGCUGAGGCUCUGCGGCCGCUGGUUCAGACCCCACCAGGCUCCACCAGUGAUGUGGUUGUCAGCCCCAUCUACAACCUUCACAAGGCCCAAACGGCUGAGAGCAACGGCUUGUCAGCUAAAGAUAGUGCAGCCGAGAACUUGCUCCUGCUUUCUAAGUCCAAAUCUGCAAUGAGCGAGAAAGACGGCUCACCCAGUCACAGUGGCCAGGACUCCACUGACACCGAGAGCAACAACGAGGAGCGGGCAGCUGGGGGAGGAGGACCGGCGGCAAGUGGUCUCAUCUAUCUGACCAAUCAUAUGGCCCCAGGAGCACGAAAUGGAGCUUUGCCCCUGGUGAAGGAGGAGCAGAGGCACUAUGAGUCUCUGCGGGCAGUAGGAAUGGAGCUGGGCAUGGCAGUGGCUACAGAGGGCUUUAAAGUGCUAAGUGCUGAGGGUGAGGAAGUGAGGGCAUAUCGCUGCGUCCACUGCAGGGUGCUCUUCCUGGACCAUGUCAUGUAUACCAUUCACAUGGGAUGCCAUGGCUUCCGAGACCCCUUCGAAUGCAACCUAUGUGGCUACCGCAGUCAGGACCGCUACGAGUUCUCCUCACACAUCACACGUGGAGAACACCGCUACUGAGCACACACACACACACACACACACAGACACACACACACAGACACAGACACACAGACAUCUUAUGCAUAUCUUAUACAUAUCAAAUAUAUGUAUAAUUGUUUUUUUUAUAUAUUGUCUGAACACUGUGUGCAUGCUGAA